Acanthaster planci (crown-of-thorns starfish) is the source of this 2825-nucleotide messenger RNA. RefSeq lists its product as uncharacterized. Lineage: Eukaryota; Metazoa; Echinodermata; Asteroidea; Valvatida; Acanthasteridae. Gene Ontology annotation, biological process: sterol metabolic process. The record is from RefSeq and is a predicted model, not a curated record. Gene Ontology annotation, molecular function: heme binding; iron ion binding; oxidoreductase activity, acting on paired donors, with incorporation or reduction of molecular oxygen.
GACUUCUCUGUUUGUGAUUUCACACGUUUUUGCGUAGAACAUACACUGCAUGUACUCUUAAUGGGCCAUAUCCCAUGAUUCGGCUACGCGAUUAUCGAUUCUCCAGUCAUGUGUCGUGUGUCUUCCUUCCUCCAUCGGUUAGGCCAAGGCCUUGACUUAGGUUUAGUUCCCCAUCGUCCCCAUCAAAUUUCCCAUCAUCUCCAGUCGUUGACCACACCCUUUCCAUCGCCUCACACAGUCUACUCCACCACCCGGCCUUCCACCCCCAUGGCUAUUCCUAAGGGACGUGUUGGCUACAGCAUCAUUGGAGAUAGGUCUGCAGAGUUCUACAAGAAUCCCAUUGCAUUUGUCAACUGCCGUAUUGAGGAGUAUGGUUCAAGGGUGUUCUUAUCACGCCUGCUCAAUAAGCCUACCGUUUUCAUUGGAACAGUCAGCGGAGUCAAGGAACUCACAGGAGAAAAAAGUGUUCAUUUUGACAUGGGAUACCGAGCCUUCUUACAGCCAAUGUUUGGAGAUAACAUUAUGUUUGAGGUACCCAUCGAGGCAGCUCGGCUACACAAGGUGAUUCAUUCUAUAUAUGGUGCUCAAACAAUACCCAGCAUUCAAAAUCUCAUCCAGAAACUCACCAAGAAACACUUCAGCUCACUCCACAAAAGUCAGUGUGUCAGCGUAUACAAUGUCUUCAAGCGGUUUGCAACAGAACUAUCCUUGGCUCUGUUCCUGGGUCUGGAUGCAGAUGAACACCCAGAGAUUACAGAAAGUAUCAUUGCACUCACCACCACACAUUGGCAUGGGAUCAUCUCCGUGCCUUUAAGUGUAAGGGUCUCCAUGUUUACAUCAGCGUACAGUAGAGCUCUAGAGGCCAAGGAAAAGCUGUUAGAAAUUAUCCGGGAGAAGUUGGAACAUGUCCAAGAUGGUUCUCUCUUGCAACAGAUGACUCAGGCAGGAUUUCAGACGGAAGCAGAGAUGGAACAACACAUGUUGCUCUUCACAUCAGCUCUUGUACCAAAAGCUCUCGCUUCUAUGAUGACAUCAUUCCUGCUAGCUAUAGCAGGUCCAGACAAGAAAUCCUCAAGAGAACGAGCGAGUGGCGAUAAUGAAUAUCUGCAACAUAUUCUCCUUGAGGUAGAGAGGCUAUGGCCACCACUUCUAGGAGGAAGGAGACUUGCCAUCAAGGACUGUGUGAUUGAUGGCUACAAAGUUCCGAAGGGUCAUGCAGUGGUAUACAUUACCCAUGCAGCUCACAGGGAUCCUACUGUCUUUUCUCAUCCUGAGAUGUUCAGACCAGAACGAUGGGCGGAGAGGGGACUAGACAAAAGUGUUCUGUUCACAUAUGGUGGUGGAGCUCGGUCCUGUGUUGGCACUGCACUCAUGAAGACCAGCAUAGAGACUGUUUGCAAGUAUCUUGUGGACCACUAUGACUGGAGCAUUCCUGCUGGUCAAGACCUCUCCUAUAAGUGGCUGCCUGUCUCUAGACCCAAGGAGAAACCUGUGGCUUCCUUCAAACGAAGAACUUCAUUGGAGGAACUGACAACGAAGGUUAACUUUGAGAUUCAAUCCUGAAGGUAAAAAUGUAUCAUCAGCAGGACUUAGAUGGCAUAGUUCUUGAUGUGGAAAUAAAAUUUAUCCAACUUAAGUAUAGGUUACAGGUGUUUCUACAUCUGCUAGACUAAUUUUGACACCAACAAAGUAUAGUGUCUGAGUUAAAGUUGCUGACCAUAGGACUUCCAGCAAUCCAUUUUAUCCUGUCUCUUGAUACAGGGUUUGGUUUGUAGAAGUGACAGCAGCAAAUUAAAUUUGGAGAGAGUAAGUAUGUUAUUUAAGUGACCACUUCAGACACUUGAAGUCACUCUACGCAGCCAAGCCAAAAUAUGAAUAUCAAAUACAUUUACUCAGUUGUCUUUCAAGCCCAUGGAAAAAUUUAAUUUACUUGCCAUUACACAGGCAUGUUUGAAAUUCAGGUUUGCAUGCAAGUUUUUUUGGCUGUAAAUGUAAAUAUUGGUGAAAAAAUGGUGUACAUGUACUUAACUUUUAGAAAGGUUGGUAAAUAUUUUUGAGUUGUAGAAUAUCCAUGGUAUUGUACAUGUAAUGUUUUCAUAUUUGUGUUGGUCUUUCUAAAAGCUCAUUCCCUAGACUGAACAUAUUUGCCUGUCCAAUUAUUGAAGCUCAAUUUCUUAUUAAACGACUCAAACGAAUGAACCCAACAAAAUUUUGGGAUGAAAAUAUGAGAAAAUUAGUUUUGUCUUGCUUUGAAAACAUCAAUUCUUAAUGGGCAGUUUUCAGUGUUCAUAUUUUGAUUUACACAACCAUUUCUUAUUGUUGAUGAUGAUGUGAGUACUUUUGAUGUUUUUAUAUGACAAACUAUUUUUUAUUGUCUUACUAAAACUCAACUGUAACUAUGUAGAGGAACUGUUUAAUUUAUUUAUAAGAAGAUAUGUGAAUUUAUUUUGUCAAUGAAUUUGAAGCACAAGAAAUACUGUAUAAUUAUAAUGUUUAAAUUCACUUCGCAAGUGAGCUUACCAAACUCACUGACCUCUUGAAGUAAAAAAAUGUAAUUUUAUUUCAUAGUAAGUACAUGUUUAUGUAGUAUUGCACAAAAACACACUUCAGAGUUGAGUUUAAAACAGUAUUUACUAGCAUUCUUGCACAAAAACACACUUCAGAAUUGAGUUUAAAACACAGUAUUUCCUAGCAUUCUUGCACAAAAACACACUUCAGAAUUGAGUUUAAACAGACAUAUAUUCUCAGGGAGUAAUUUUUAAUUUGUACACAGUUGUACUAGUAACUUGUUACUGACUUUGAAUUAAAACACAGCAGCUCAACUA